Messenger RNA from Ascochyta rabiei, 2811 nucleotides. RefSeq lists its product as uncharacterized. The coding region runs from base 1 to 2811 and encodes 936 amino acids. Lineage: Eukaryota; Fungi; Ascomycota; Dothideomycetes; Pleosporales; Didymellaceae. The transcript has 2 exons. The record is from RefSeq and is a predicted model, not a curated record.
AUGUCUGUCAUCUACAAGCGCACCGAGCGCGAGCGCGAGCGCGACUGGGACACGCAGUCCCAGGGCGGUGCCCGCAGCUAUACCACGGUCCGGCGCUACAAAGUGCCCGAGUACAGCCUGGAGGAGGACACCUACGAGCAGGAGAUGCGCCUAGUCCGCCGACCCCGCGGAGAGUACGAAGAGCGCCGCGAUGUCAGGAAGGAGCUCAUUGUAGAACGCGACCAGCCCGCCCGCAGCGAGGUCCGCGAAUACCGCUACUCAGACCGCUCGCCGUCGCCGCCCCGUCGAGAAGUCCGCGAGUACCGCAUCGAGCGCGAGAUGGACCGCUCGCCGUCCCCCGCCCGCUCCAGUGCACGUGAGAUCCGCAUAUCACGCGAGUAUGAACGUGAUCUGCAGGAGCAGCGACAAGACUACCAACCGUACGAGCUUGAGAGGUACUCGCGCUCCACAGAGUUCUUCCGCCCUGAGCCUCCCCCACAGCAGGCCCCCCAGCCCAUCAUCAUCCGCAACGAGGCCCCACCUGCCCAGCAGCCCAUCAUUAUCCGGGAGGAGGUCCCGCAGCCCAUCAUCAUCCGAGAACGCAUCCAGGAGCCCGCCUACGAACUCGUUGAGCGUGCAGAGGUUUAUGAGGACAGACAGGUUGCCCGGCCCCGCGUCGACGAAGACUACUACUACGAGCGCCGCGUAAAGGAGGUAGAUCGAGGCGGCCGCAGAGACGAGCGAUACUUUGACGAACGCGAAUAUGGGCGAGAUCGUCGCGGCGAGCAGAACUACUACAGCGACGACGAUGCUGUGUAUGUUCACGAGGAAAAGGACACCUGGGGCCGUGAUGGCAGUCCAAACGGCAAACGCAGCGCCGCCGCAGGAGCCCUAGCUGGAGUGGCUGCUGGUCAGAUCAUCAGGCACCAUCGCAAGAGGAAGGGCGAAGAGCCUGGAGGCAACGUUGGCAACGCCCUUGGCUACGGAGCGCUCGGUGCUGUGGGCGCUGUAGCUUUGGACCGCUACAACAACCGCGACAGGUCUCGCUCCCUCUCCUCAGAUCGAGGCAGGCAAAGAAGGCACAGGAGCACAAGCCGCAACCGCAGCAAAUCCCGAGUAAAGGAAGUCGUUACACUGGCAGCUCUUGCAGGUGUUGGUCUUGCUGCUUACGCUGUAGGAAAACACAGCAAGGAGAAGAACGCCCCUGUCACCACUACCGUCGUCAAGGAACAUCGGAGUAGGUCCCGAAGACGGAGAGGAACUUCAAGGCGCGGAGAAAGCAGGUCAAGAUCUGUAACUGUUGUUGAAGAAGACGGCCGGGGUAGGUCUCGAAGCGCGAGUAAGCAUAUGGACCCCGAGCACCGAAACAAACGAGCAGCAUCGGUUGGCCUUGCCAGUGCUGCCGUAGCUGGCUUGCUCCAACGCAACCGGAGCAAAUCUCGAAAGCGCAAAGGAAAGCGCUCGCCCAGCCGUGUCCGUCAGGGGGUGCCCGUUGUCGCUGCUGGUGUUGCCGGCGCCGCCGUCACUGAAUUGUAUGAGAAGCACAAGGCUAAGAAAGAAGCCAGGGCACUCUCGCGAUCCAAGUCGCGGUCACGCUCAAGAUCAAGGUCGGUGCUCUCCCGCCUCACUGGGCGCAGCUCCAGUAGACCUAGAAGCACAAAGAGUGACCCUGUGCUAGUAGAGUACGGUGGUGAUCCGAUCUAUACCGAUCGUGAACGAAGUCGAUCACGCGGCGCGCGCGGUAGACGACGACGCGGCUCCUCUUCCUCCUCGGACAGUCGACGCGGGAGCCGAAGUCGAAGUAAGAGUCGCGCACGAUCGGUAGCGGAGACGGCGGCAGUUGCUAGUGUUGCUGGACUGGCUGCUCAUGAAGCAGCGAAGCGUCGUGAUCGUAAAAAGGCGGAGAAAGAGCGAGACCGGAGACAUGAAGAUGAGUCUGCCUAUAGCCAAGGCAGCUACAGUCCCGGUGGCCGCUACAGCCCUGGCCAGUACAGCGCUGGCCAGUAUAGCCCUGGUCAAUCUACUGCACGCCCCAAUGACUCCCACUACUUCCCGGAGACCAACUAUUUCCCUCCUCCACCAACAGCCCCUGUGGGGCACGUGGACGGUAACCUCCCUAACGCCCCUUACCCACCCUACAACCCGGCCGAUUACCCGCCACAGAACGGCCAUGGCCCACCGCCACCUGGAGGAGGCUACGUUCACGAAGACAUGAAUCCUGGAAACCCUUAUGCACGUCAAGAUCAGAACCACUACCACCAGGCGCGUCGCGGAGACGAGAAUGUGAGUGCUCCAGUCCCUAAAAACUCUGGCGCUGAGCACGUUACACCUGCUUCUUUGCGUGGUGGGUUUAGGCCUACCCAUGCAGCUGAUGACCGUACUGAUCGUGCAUCAGGUGUAAACCAAGCUCGCGAUGGGUCUCCACCGCUUGCGCCAAGCCCAGUCAGUACACACGAGAAAGGAGUGAAGUUCGAUCUCAAUCCGCAGGAGCAGGAGAUAUCACCUAAUCCCUCGCCUGAGCGUUCCGACGAGAACAGAGACCGGCAUAGCGAACGGAGAGAUGACACUGAUUCUGAUGACGAAAGACAUGGUCCUGAUCGGGAUAGAGAUCGAGACAGGGACCACCACAGGCGACGUCAUGCUGACGAACGCUUCAACGGCUCUCAGGGCUCGGGGCGCGAUCGCAAACGACACCGACGCGCCGAAUCCCCUGGAUCUGACACUGACUCGACCAUUGAACUUCCUGCCCGGUUUGACGAAAAGGGACGCAGGAAAGGCGACGAUCCAGCAGCGGACAAGCUGGAAAGUAUUCUACAGUCUUUGUUCCGGUAG